AUGGGUGUCCCAUUCGAAGCUCUCAUCCCCUAUGCGGUCUGUCUAGGCAUGUUCGGCUUCUCCGGCGCAGCACUCUCGAAGAUCAGACACAUGCAGAAUGGAGGAAAGAGGGCAAGGCAUUCGGUGGAUCAGUGGGAUAGACAGAUGAUGGACCGAGACCGACGCCUCACGGGCUUCCUACGAGGACAGACGGAUAUGGUUAAGGCGCCUGCUGGUUUCGAAGUCAGCAAUCCGUGGAGACUGGAGAGGGCUUUCACAUGA
This is a messenger RNA of Recurvomyces mirabilis, 261 nucleotides long. RefSeq lists its product as uncharacterized. The coding region runs from base 1 to 261 and encodes 86 amino acids. Lineage: Eukaryota; Fungi; Ascomycota; Dothideomycetes; Mycosphaerellales; Teratosphaeriaceae. The transcript is spliced from 5 exons. The record is from RefSeq and is a predicted model, not a curated record.